Messenger RNA from Sinocyclocheilus grahami, 869 nucleotides. It is a transcript of the gene spaca6, whose product is annotated as sperm acrosome associated 6. Gene Ontology annotation, biological process: fusion of sperm to egg plasma membrane involved in single fertilization. The record is from RefSeq and is a predicted model, not a curated record. The transcript is spliced from 9 exons. Bases 49 to 831 code for a protein of 260 amino acids. Lineage: Eukaryota; Metazoa; Chordata; Actinopteri; Cypriniformes; Cyprinidae.
AACACCUGGAUCUCCUUCCAUAUACUGUGCUGGAGAGGCUAUGACUUGAUGCUGAAGAAUAUCUUGAUGGCUGAAAUUAUGCCUAUAGUGGAAGAAUUUGACCAGCAAAAAAAUGAUGAUACAGUAUAUGAGUUCAGGCUACAGGCAGCAGCAAACAAUUUCAUUGCUGCAGCCUCGGGGCUGCCCAGAGCCUCUGGAUGUUUCCCCCCAUGUGGUUUCCAGGUUCAGGGUGCUGUUUAUAACUGCAUGACCUGUCAGUACGACUCCUGUGAGUUCCCGCUGGAUUGCCCCGUGAAGGAAAUCAAAGUAAAUGAGAACAACAGGACUCAGAUGUGGUGUAAGGUCCCUUUCCUGCUUCCUACAGAUGCAGAGAUAGUCUGGAGAUAUGCAAUGGAGAGAACGAUGUUGAUGGAUCGGUUUGACGAGGUCACAGUUGGAGUUGAUCCACUUUACUUCGUCCCCUCUGCCCGGCCUGAGCACUCAGGCACCUACCAGUGUGAAAUAUUCUCUCAGGAGCACUCACUCGUCCGUAUCUACUACUACCUCACAGUAGUCCCUAUGGCACAGAUAGGCCAUGCAGAACUACAGGAUGUCUUUGAACAGGCUCUCCUCCCAGGAGGCCAGUUCCCUCCCCUGUCCUCUACAGAUCCAUUCACCUUAUGGCUGCCCAGUCCUGCCCUUGUCACCACCUGUCUGACUGCAAUGCUUCUGCUGGUCUUCCUUAGUCUAGGGGCGCUACAUUGGUUAUCUUAUCAGAUUGGGAACAAUGAGUCUGAUCCAGCCCAGGAAACAAAACUCACCGAAAAGAAGAAAUAUUUGAUUCACUGCUAACAAGAGAAACGCAAUAAAAUAUUAAGGCACAACUUGUU